AGAAUUGAGAAUAGAAUAAAUUGUUUUCAUGAAUUUCUCUUCCUAGUCGGAAAUAUUUCACAUUACCGUUCAGAUUUCCAGAAGGACAGACAUUUUGGGAAAAUGUCAGCACCAUCAGCCCCUCCUCCUUCCUAUAACCAAGCAGCAGAUUAUCCUGGCAAGCAAGAAGGGUACUCAACACAGCCAGGGUAUCCACAACAAUCUGGAGGAUACCCCCCACAGGAAGGGGGAUAUCCUCCACCAGCAGGUGGAUAUUCCCAACCACUAACAGGAUAUCCACCAGGAUACUCCCAGCCAACUAAUUAUGGAUAUGGAGCACCAGUUCCACCAGCACAUGAUCCCGAGCCUAUUUUUGUCGGUGGUACCUUUAGUGACAAGGCUGUGAGGCGAGGCUUCAUCCGAAAGGUUUACUUGAUCUUGAUGGCACAGCUGUUGGUGACAUUUGGAUUUGCUUUUCUGUUUUCUUAUGUGACACCUGUCAGAAAUUGGAUGCAGACAACUGGAGCUUGGUUUUAUUAUCUUGGAUAUGGUGUUUUCCUCGUGACCUACUUUGUACUGGUCUGUAUCCCCUCUGUCAGACGGAAAUCUCCGGGAAACUUUAUCUGCCUGGCAAUUUUUACACUUGCACUAUCAUGGAUGGUUGGAACAAUCAGCAGCUUUUACACCACGAAUUCUGUCCUGGUGGCAGCUGGCAUCACCGCUGCAGUGUGUCUGGCUAUCUCCCUGUUUGCCAUACAGACAAAGAUUGACUUCACCAUGUGCUCGGGAUUGUUGUUUGCGUUAGUGAUGGUGCUGUUCUUUUUUGGCUGGUCUGUCAUGAUCGUUUAUUUCACCGUUGGAUACAACUACAUCCUGGACUGUGUUUGGGGAGGAUUGGCUGCUCUUGUUUUCUCAUUGUUCCUGGUGUAUGACACUCAGAUGGUUGUUGGGGGUAAGAAACAUGAACUGGACCCUGAGGAAUACAUCUACGGCGCUCUCCAGAUUUACAUUGACAUUGUGUACCUUUUCCUCAUCAUUCUGUCGCUGUUUGGCAAGAGCAAUUAGAAUCAAGCAGGAACUUUUUUUCCAACUUCUUGAACAAUCUGAAAGGUUACGUACAUGUAUAUUACUCUGUCUAUUUUGUCAGUCAGUCACAAUUGGAAUUUAAACGGACGUCAUGAUUACACUGUAAAAUGUUAUAUGUAUUGUUAAUUCAUGACAUUUUUCUCUUGAAUGUCUCUCACCUUAGUACUAUUGGGUGGUUACCUGUUUACAUGCAUGAGUACAUAAGCACAGUUUUUAAUGCAUGUAUGUUUAUUUUUGAUGAGAUUUACUUUUUAUGAUAGAUAAUUUUGAAAAAGUUAAAUUGAUUUUGCUUUAGUUUAUAUAGAAAGCAUCGAUAAUGCUUACUGAUUGUUUAAAUAUAUUAUAACUUUUUGUAUACGUGGUUAAGUUUUAAAGUAAAAGGCAACUCCUUAAGAAUUUUAGCUACAGCAGUGUAAAUAUGAAAUUAUAGUAUUUAAUUUCUUAGUAAGCACAAGUAAUAAUGACAUAAUUAUGUAAAGUUUUUAAUUUCUUUUUAACUACAUGUACCAGGAGGUAAAUUGCAAGGGUUUUUUUCCAUAAUUUUAAUUUCAUAAUUCAUCAUACAUUACGUACCAAUUGUUAUUAAUUAUAAAAAAAAAACGUAAUUAUACUGUACUUUUUUUGUUGGUCUGUUGUGUGGAUGUUAUACUGUAUUAGUUCAAACAAUAUGUUUCUCUCAAUUAAUUACAAUCAAGGAAAAAAUAUGUGAUAUGUCAUAAUUCUUUGCAAUUUCUGAACAAAAUUUGUAAUUGUUCCAUUUUAAAUUUUUUGGAUUCUAUCCUUAUUGAGUUGACACAAUUACAUGUAUAAGAUUAUGUUUCUCUCAAUUGAUUACAAUCAAGGAAAAUGUUAUAUGUCAUAAUCAAUGUUCUGAACACUUGGUUUUAAUUUUUUUAAAAUUGCUGAAAGUGGAAUGAGGCUUUGUUCUUUCAGCGGUACUGGUUAGAGACCAGAAGUGCUUAUGUGAUGGUAAAGUGUUCAUCAUCUAUCUACCUGUCUAUCCAUCCAUAAACAAGAACUCAAAAUGCUACACAUUGUACAGAUUUGGUUCAGUUUCAGUAAAUACUUGGUUAACUUCUAAACUAAACCAUUUUCUCCAUUGGAUUUUGAUUCCUUUGAAUGGUAUUUUCAUGAUGACUAAAAUUUGGAUUUCAGUAAUUUUUGUAAGUGCACAGACUUCAUUAAAAAAAAUCUCUCUAUCAGAUUUUGAUUUCAGUGACUGCAGGUGACAUGUUUACCAAUAUGGAAAUUUCUGUGAAUUUCAUUUAAAAUGCAACUACUCCUAUAGUUUUGGUCCUAUAUCAGUAAAAAAAAAUUUACAAGUAGACUGAACUAAGUGUACUAUUCUGAUUUUGAAGAGCAUUGCCAUCAUUUUUACGGAAAUUAGUUAAGGAAAUUCUUUCAAAACACUACUCCUCCUACAGUUUUGGUCAUGCAGAUUUCAAGAAAAAUUGGCACAUAAGUAUACCAAGACUCAUAAUCCAGUUCAUAUAUUUAAGAUUUUGGUGUGAUUUCAAUAAACAGUGGGAAAUAUUUAGAAAAAAACUCUGACCUCCACUGUUACCAACAGUAGAGCUACAGUCUCAUCAGAGAUUUCUGGUUUUAAUAUAUUUUUUUAAAAAGCAUGAGAUUGUAGCCCAUAUAUUCUUACAAGGUUUAGUAUUAGGCUGUAGAAUGACCUUAGAUCACCUGUUAUAUUUAUUGUCAGCAUAUAAGGCAAUUUAUUUGCUGGCAUGUCAUGACUUCUUUGACUCCACAUAAAUUCUUUUUAAUAACACAGAUUAAAGAUAUUCGAGGACUGAAUGUCCCAUAACAUAAA
Molecule: messenger RNA, 2884 nt
Organism: Saccostrea echinata
Lineage: Eukaryota; Metazoa; Mollusca; Bivalvia; Ostreida; Ostreidae
Product: protein lifeguard 3-like
Exons: 12
Coding region: 103-1044 (313 amino acids)
Biological process (GO): negative regulation of apoptotic signaling pathway
Cellular component (GO): membrane; Golgi apparatus; endoplasmic reticulum
Source: RefSeq, a predicted model, not a curated record